CCCGCGCCGGGCCAGCUCAGUCCACACCCAGCCUUACUCGCGGUUAGAGCGCCGAGCCACGCCACGCCUUGGCAGCCACUGUCGCUCUGCUGCCGUCGUCGCCGGGCGUUCGACGCGAUCCUCGACACUUCAGCCUGUGCCGCGCAUGAGCGGCAAGAGGGCGCAGGGCACCUCGGCGUCGCUCCAGACCUCCCAGACACUCCGCAUGAGCGCGGCGAGGAGGUGACGAGGAGCACGCUACAGGACAGCGCGAGGGACAGCGUCAGCCGCAGGAUGGUGCGCGUGGGCGCGGCGCUGCCGCUCUACGUGAUGCUGGGGCUCACCGCGGCCCUCUUCGGCGUGCAGCUCGCCCUCAGCCACGUGACGCACGCGCUCACGCUGCUCGUCGACUCGUACCACAUGCUGUGCAACCUCAUCGCGCUCACGGGCUGCAUCAUCACCAUCAAGAAAGGAAUGGGCGGCGGGUCCCCGCCUAUCCGGAGCAGCCGAGGGCAGCAGGCCUCUAACGCCGAGGACAACUCCAACGAGCACUCCACCCUGCGCGAGGGCGCCACAACCGGCGCCUCGGCCGCGGACCGGCGCCUGCGCAACACUUUCGGCUGGGCGCGCAUCGACGUGCUCGUCUCGCUCAUCGACACCGUCUUCCUGGCCUCGCUGUGCUUCUCGCUGCUCGUGGAGGCGGUGCAGACCCUGCUGCACAUCGACCACCACGACGAGAUGCACGAGCCGCUGUACGUGGCGGGCGCCGGCGUCGCCUCCCUCGCCAUCAACGCGCUCUGCUACGUCAUGCUGGGCGGCUACACUUUCCACCAGGGCAGCUUCUUCCACGUCACGGAGAACGGCGACGUGAUGCUGGACCCCGCCGUGACGCAGGACUCGGUGAAGAUGGGCGACCGGCGGCUCUCUUCGCAGCGGAAGCUGCCGGCGGCCGGGUACCAGGGCCACCCCGCGCGCCAGCGGCAGGGCUUCCGGGAGAUGAUGCGGGACACCGUGGGGUGCGUGUUCGUGAUCGUGGCCUCCCUGACGGUCUUCUUCACGGACCAGAGCGUUGGGAAGUACGCAGACCCCCUCCUGUCCAUCGUGUCCGCCGUGCUGCUGCUGAUCCUCAGCUACCCGUACAUGAAAGAGGCGGGGCUGAUCCUCCUCCAGACCAUCCCGGAGCACAUCAACAUCGAGGAGCUCCGCUGUGACCUCCGCAACGCGUUCCCGUCGAUCGUGGACAUCCACGACCUGCACAUGUGGCGCCUGAACCAGAGCAAGGUGUUCUGCACGGCGCACAUAUGCUUCCAGGACGCGCGCGACUACCUGCGCGUCAACCACGACGUGACCCAGUUCUUCCUCACGCGUGGCGUGACUCAGGUGACGGUGCAGCCCGAGUUCAGCAGCGGUGACAAGGUGCAGGGCUGUCAGAUGAGUUGCCCCGGGGAGUCGUGCCUGCGCGCCCACUGCUGCGCGCCCACCGUGGUCUCGCCAGCCGCCGGCCGCGCGGCCGCGCGCCCCGAGCCCCAGCACUACCUCCGCAUCGGCUCCGACCUGUCCCUUCCCGCGAUGCCCGCCGCGGUCCCCGCCGAGGCCGCCGACGAGCCCGCCAUCGGCCCCCCUCAGGUUCAAGUCGUCGUGGAGAUGAACUGCGCAGACUCUGCUGCAGAUCAGCCCGCACCUGUCACGACGGAGACGUGCCUGGCGGAGAAGCCGGACGAGGCCCUGCCCGCAGAGCAGCAGGCAGCCGAGCCCGCCGAGGCCGAAGAGGCCACCAGCAAGUCGGAGGAAGUGUCGGCUAUUCUGUCGAACCAGGAGAACGCACCCAGGUUGAGGGCCACAUCCAACGGCCAGCCAAAGUGAGGUGGCCUAGACUGCGCGUAGAAGAAUAGGUGUGCGUGUGUGUGUGUUUGUGUGAUUGCGUGUGUGUUUAUUUAUAAUGUAAGAUAAAAAAAUCAACUGUGCCAGAUUGAGCGUUACUUUAUUAUAGUUGACUGGUCAAAGACCAUUAAGGUAACUUUUUGUUAUGGAUAACGGAUCCGUUUUUUGUUUUAAUUGUAUAGAAACAUGUUUCAAUUUUGAGACGAAACUUUGACCAUUUUAUCAUAAUAUUUUUCCGAAAAAAUAUAUUGUUUAUUCAUUUUUAGAACAAAAAAUACUGCAUUGUACUAGAAAUGGACCAACUGACUAGACAGGGUGUACUUUGACAUAUAUUAAUUUAAUGUAUUUUGUAUUAAUAUAAGACUGAUAGUGAGA
Molecule: messenger RNA, 2235 nt
Organism: Frankliniella occidentalis (western flower thrips)
Lineage: Eukaryota; Metazoa; Arthropoda; Insecta; Thysanoptera; Thripidae
Gene: ZnT77C
Product: zinc transporter 1
Exons: 7
Coding region: 274-1842 (522 amino acids)
Biological process (GO): detoxification of zinc ion; zinc ion transmembrane transport; intracellular zinc ion homeostasis
Cellular component (GO): membrane
Molecular function (GO): zinc ion transmembrane transporter activity
Source: RefSeq, a predicted model, not a curated record